CUGUGUCUGAAGGCGUCAGAAAGCGAAGACGGAGGUUCGGAGGAGGGAACGCUCUCGCUGCGGGCCCUCCGCUUCCUGUUCGCUUCCUGGCUGGGGGAAUCUGACAGCCGCUGUUAUCCGGGGUCCAGAGAGCGUCGAGGGUCGCAGUCAUGUCGGCAGCUGCUCCGGGGACGAGCAAGGCGGCCCACAGCGAUGUGGCCGCCAAGAAGAAGAAGGGACCCGGCGCGCUGGCGACGGCCUACCUGGUCAUCUACAACGUGGUGAUGACCGCGGGCUGGCUGGUGAUCGCCGUGGGCCUGGUCCGGGCCUACCUGGCCCGAGGCAGCUACCACGGACUCUACUACUCCAUAGAGAAGCCUCUGAAGUUCUUCCAGACCGGAGCCGUGCUGGAGAUCCUGCACUGCGCUGUAGGAAUCGUGCCGUCCUCGGUGGUCCUGACCGGGUUCCAGGUCAUGUCCCGGGUCUUCCUCACCUGGGCCGUCACACACAGCGUCAGGGAGGUGCAGAGCGAGGACAGCGUGCUGCUGUUCGUCACCGCCUGGACCGUCACCGAGAUCAUCCGCUACUCCUUCUACACCUUCAGCCUCCUCAACCACCUGCCCUACCUCAUCAAAUGGGCCAGGUACACCUUCUUCCUCGUGCUGUACCCCAUGGGCGUGAGCGGCGAGCUGCUGACCAUCUACGCGGCGCUGCCGGUGGUGCAGAAGACGGGCCUGUACUCCGUCACGCUGCCCAACAAGUACAACUUCUCCUUCGACUACUACUCCUUCCUCAUCCUCGUCAUGGUCUCCUACAUCCCCCUGUUUCCUCAGCUUUACUUCCACAUGAUCCGGCAGAGGAAGAAGGUUCUGGGUCACAUAGAGGACUACAGCAAAGUGGAGUGAGCGCCGUAGCAUCCAGAACCAGAUCCCCCGAGGAACCAGGAGCAAACUCAUGUCUGCUUACACACACACACACACACACACACACACACACACACACACACACACACACACACACACACACACACACACACACACACACACACGACCCGGCUCUUGUGUCGGUCGUCCAGAAGCUCAUCGUCUUUCUUGUUUUUGAGUUGAGAACAAAGCGGAGUUCCGCGGUUCUCCUGAGCAGAGCAGGAACCGAGCGGCCGGUAGACGGUAGAACAGGAAGUCUGGCUCUGACAGGAAGAGUCCUGCGUUCGGUUUUGAUGACAUUCCUAAUUUAAUCCAAUAAAGCUUAGUGUUUUCAUUC
This is a messenger RNA of Salarias fasciatus (jewelled blenny), 1239 nucleotides long. RefSeq names its product 3-hydroxyacyl-CoA dehydratase 2 (gene hacd2). The record is from RefSeq and is a predicted model, not a curated record. Gene Ontology annotation, cellular component: endoplasmic reticulum membrane. Gene Ontology annotation, biological process: fatty acid elongation; sphingolipid biosynthetic process; very long-chain fatty acid biosynthetic process. Gene Ontology annotation, molecular function: 3-hydroxyacyl-CoA dehydratase activity. The transcript has 7 exons. Bases 150 to 884 code for a protein of 244 amino acids. Lineage: Eukaryota; Metazoa; Chordata; Actinopteri; Blenniiformes; Blenniidae.